Messenger RNA from Arvicanthis niloticus (Nile rat), 390 nucleotides. Lineage: Eukaryota; Metazoa; Chordata; Mammalia; Rodentia; Muridae. The record is from RefSeq and is a predicted model, not a curated record.
AUGGGGAACAUUCAGACCAACUGCGCUUCCCCAAAGCAGCCCACGAUCUUUCAAAAACCAGAAGCAGUUCUUUACCCACAAGAAAUGGUUCUUCUGGGAGAAAUCUGCAAGGAGAAACUCACUCAAAACUAUAAGAACAUCAGUCUAGGUCUCAAGGCGCCCAAGGACACCACUGAGGGCAUCUACAUAGACAAGAAAUGCCCCUUCAAUGAUAACGUCUUCAUCCAAGCUAGGAUCCUGUCUGGUGUACUGACCAGACAGAUAAAGAUGCAAAGGACCGUUGUCAUCCACUCAGGCCAUCUCUACUAUGACCAAAGUACAGUGGUGGCACAAACAGGUGUCUGUGCACCUGUCCCGCUGAACAAAAGAGUGAGCUUCAGUGUGCUCUAG